UUUCCUUCUCUGUUCGGUCGAUGAUGUCAUAAAGAGCAAUAUGAACUAUAUCUGCCUGACCCCUUCCCGGACUUCAAAUCUGCUUGAUGAGUUGUUUCGUAAAUCAUUUCCUAAAUCCGUGUCUGAUGAAGUUGGACAGUUUUAUCGGCACCAUGUAAAGUCAUAGCAGUCUCGCUAACAAUCAAAAGUCUGACGUACAAGGGAUGAGUUCAACACCACAAAAAGUUAUUCGAUCAGUUGGUUUAUCUUGAUUCCUGCAUGCUAACUGGAUGGGGAUAUACUUCUUCCUUCAUCCUGCCAAUUAAACGACGCUGUGACGACUUUUGCCCGUGAAGACAGAAUUGUAAUUCCAGUCUUUUUGUAGUAUGAUAGGUCUCCCUCUUCCUGGAUUUGACUUCGUCAGUACAGAAGAGACUGAGCAAGGAUAGAGUCUACUUCUGCCUUCAUGUUGCUUCUACAAGGAUUUUCUCUUGAAUAUUGAAUCUGUUUUCGUUCUGUAGUGGGUCUAUUAAAACUGGAGCGGGUACUUGGAGUAAACUCUUUUCUCGCACGCACUCGGCCAAUAGGUGUAAAAGAAAAGGAAUCACUGCAAAAUGAAAUUGGAGAGUUCCAUGUGUGAUGGCCGUGGUGUAUUUCAUCCUUGUGUGAUAUUUUUGUGUUUUCUCUCCACCUUUCGGUCACACUUUGCGUGGUUGUGUAUAUUAAUGGUGGGACAUCUGUAGUGUUGUCUCUUUGUGAGGUGACGUACCUUGGUUGGUAGACACAACUCUGCACAGCUAUGUACAUACGAUUAUUUAUAAUUCCCCCGUAAGAUCACCUUGUGACUGAUUCGUUUCCCCCAGUGAUAGUACAGAGGGACAUUACUGGUUCUAUUUGCAGAAAACACCUGAGGUGGCCGUAAUGGCAGCCGUGAGCCUCAUCUUGUUGACAAGACUUGUCGUCCUGGCAGUAGUCUCGUGUGUUUCUGGUCAGUCCACAUCUACCAUCAACACUCCUUCCGGAUCUGUUAGAGGCCUGGUUAAGUCCGUUCUGGGUCAGGACAUCGCACAAUUCCGUAACAUCCCGUACGCGAAACCUCCGAUUGGAAAGCUUAGGUUUCAAAAGCCGGUUCCCAUAGAUCCGUGGGCGGGCACCCUAGACGGCACAGCUUUCGGACCAUCAUGCAUGCAAGAGAAAUUUAUAGGAGGCGAAUAUCAGUGGUCAGGAAUAGAAAACAAAAAAUUAUCAGAAGACUGUUUGCAGCUAAAUAUUUUUACGACUUAUCCGAUCUCUACAGCACAUAAGAAGCCGGUCAUGUUUAUGAUUCAUGGCGGUUCCUUUAUAAUAGAGCAAGGAACGGCGUACGAUUCGUCCUACUUCGCAAUGAAAGGUGUUGUUGGGGUAAACAUCAACUACCGUUUGGGUGUAUUUGGCUUCCUGAGCACAGGAGACAAUAUUUUACCUGGUAACUACGGACUCUGGGAUAUGAUAGAAGCUCUGAAAUGGGUACAGACAAAUAUCGCAGCAUUCGGAGGGGAUCCCGACAAUGUCACCAUAUUUGGCGAAUCGGCAGGUGGAAUAUCUGUAACUUUACUAGCAAGUAUCCCUAGCAACCGGGGUUUAUUCCACCGAGUGGCUGCUCAGAGUGGAUCUGCAACAAGCCUCAUGUCGAUAUCGGAGGAUCCCAUCCGAGUUGCAAGACAGGUGAUCAAAGAAGUAGGAUGUAUACCGACUGUAAAUUCAACCAUCAACAGUAAUGUACUGACUAACUGUCUCCGGUAUGUUUCUGCUGAAAGGUUGAUGAAUGCUUCUCUCGAUCCAACCACCAACGUUCAUUACUAUGGAUACUUUUCCAUCGCCUCGCAGCUCUACCCAGUCGUGGAUGGAGAAUUAUUUCGUAGGAAGCCGAGGGACAGUUUAGCCGAUCCGAAUUCGGCGGAAUCCGUCUUUUUCUCGUCUAUCGACUUGAUAGCAGGCACAAUGGACAAUGAAGGAGCAGUUGCGUUGUAUAUGUUUUACCCUUAUGAACAGAGUAUGCUGUUUAACACUAGCGAAGGGUACCCACCAGAAUUACUCUGUGAUCUUAUGGCCCCGACUGUAGCCAGAGACAUGUUUCAGGCUGGUUCUGACAUAUCCGACAUGAUCUGUAAGAGAUACAGUACAGAUGAAGUAGGACAGCGGAGUAGAAAUAUCGCUAAUCUGUAUGGAGACUCUUGCUUUUUGGCACCAACUGUACAAAUUCUCGAUUUUCAUAAUCUGGGGAAAGGGUCGGGCAGUACAUAUCAGUAUGUGUUUUCCCAGGUGACGGAUACUCCCUACCUGUUCGAAAAACCCUACUGGGUGCAGGGUGCUGGGCACGGGGAGGAAACAGGCUACCAGUUCGGUCCUUAUAACCAGGCUCCUGCGUUUAGGUCCACCGAGCAGGCCAGGGGCUUAACAGAUACAUUCAACUCAUACUUCGUCAACUUUGCUAAAACAGGGGACCCAAAUGGUGCCGGUUUGGUGCCUUGGCCUGAAUACAGUUUUGACGACCGGAAAUAUAUAGAUAUCAAGCAUGAACCGUCACAAGGGAAAGACCUGUUCAAGGCCCGGAUGAAGUUCCUAUUGGAUGAGAUCCCAAACACUUUAAGUGUCGGUGACGAAACCAGCUCGGCUCCAGACCUGUCUCUGUCGGUUUACUAUUUGUUUUGGAUUGUUUUGAGAGUCUUAAUUCAAUAAUAAAAGGGGAAAUAAAUCAAUA
Messenger RNA from Pecten maximus, 2719 nucleotides. RefSeq names its product carboxylesterase 3B-like. Bases 901 to 2697 code for a protein of 598 amino acids. The record is from RefSeq and is a predicted model, not a curated record. NCBI's taxonomy places the organism in Eukaryota, Metazoa, Mollusca, Bivalvia, Pectinida, Pectinidae. The transcript has 3 exons.